Molecule: messenger RNA, 711 nt
Organism: Ascochyta rabiei
Lineage: Eukaryota; Fungi; Ascomycota; Dothideomycetes; Pleosporales; Didymellaceae
Exons: 1
Coding region: 1-711 (236 amino acids)
Source: RefSeq, a predicted model, not a curated record
AUGUCCAAACUCACGCACUUCAAGCUUCUCUCCUUCGACGUCUACGGCACGCUCAUCGACUGGGAGCGCGGCGCCCUCACCGCACUGCAACCCAUGCUCGACAAGAGCAAAAAAACUGACCUCUCCCCAAAACACAUUCUGCAAACCCUGCACGCCAUCGAACCGCCUAUCGAAAAAGCGCACCCAGACUGGAAGUACUCGGAAGUGCUGACCGCCGUGCACCCCCAGCUAUGCACAGACCUAGGAUUACAGCCCCCAACAGCACAAGAAAGUGAGACCUUCGGCAGCAGCGUAGGUUCCUGGCCCUUGUUCCCGGACACCCUGAACGCCCUCGAGCGACUCUCCAAAACCUACAAACUCGUCGUCCUAUCCAACGUCGACAACGCCUCCUUCUCCGCCUCGAAACUUGCUUCUUUCCCCUUCGCCGCCGUCCUCACCGCGCAGGACAUCGGCAGCUACAAACCCGAUCCCCGCAACUUCACCUACAUGCUUGAUUACGUUGAGAAGAAAUUCGGCGUGACGAAGGAGCAGGUGCUGCAGACGGCGCAGUCGCAGUUUCAUGAUCAUCAUCCGUGCAAGGAGGUUGGGAUUAGGAGUUGUUGGAUUUAUCGACCUGGCGCGGUGAUGGGGAAUCGUGAAGAUCCGGUGUGGGAUUGGCGGUUUGACACGCUGGGGGAUAUGGCGGAUGCGGUGGAGAGAGAGGAAUCUUGA